This is a messenger RNA of Purpureocillium takamizusanense, 1818 nucleotides long. RefSeq lists its product as uncharacterized. The transcript has a single exon. The record is from RefSeq and is a predicted model, not a curated record. NCBI's taxonomy places the organism in Eukaryota, Fungi, Ascomycota, Sordariomycetes, Hypocreales, Ophiocordycipitaceae. Gene Ontology annotation, molecular function: DNA-binding transcription factor activity, RNA polymerase II-specific; zinc ion binding. Bases 685 to 1800 code for a protein of 371 amino acids. Gene Ontology annotation, biological process: regulation of transcription by RNA polymerase II.
GAUCCGACUCGCGACACCUCAUAAAGCAACCCCAGGGCCGCACAUCCCAUCCUACCCGCCGCCAUGCUCGUUUUCCUCAUUCGGCCCCGUACAGGUCACUGCCGACUCGCAGCAGCGCUUGGCCGCAGCAGCCAGAGUGUGUGAUCUGCCAACGAAGUGCCGAGCAGCUGCUUGCCAGCCAAAACGACCUCAAAGCGCAGAAGCUCUACUGCGUACUGCUAACAAACGACGUUCCGCCGCGUUUACCGUAUUGAGCAUCGUUCCGCCCGUCGCGACCUCCGCCAUGGCGGGCGUUCCCGAGCCAGACUUCCGGGUCCUCUCCUUCAUGCCGCAGCAGGGGAGCGCUGUGGCCCGGCGUUACCAGAAGCGCAAGGCGCAUCACAAGUCCAGGGGCGGGUGUGUCGCGUGCAAGGGGAAGCGGGUCAAGGUCAGUCAGCCAGUCUAUACCGUAGACAGACGACCAUCGCAAGCACCCUAUCUUGGCGGGGAACAAGAUAUUGACGGGGGAGUCGACAGUGUGAUGAGGUCAGGCCUUGCUGCUCGCGCUGUCAGCGCAACGACACCCGGUGCAGCUACGGCUCCGCCGGCGAGGUAGCCAGCUCCUCCGAGUCCUUCUCGUCGUCGUCGCCGUCGUCGUUCCAGGUCACCAGGAGGCCGGCGGCGCAAAUCCGGCAGCUGUGCAGGAUGCUGUGCAGCCGCACGAUCCCCUCUACCGACCUGCUCAGCAACUCGCCCGCCGUCACCGGGCUGGACAUGUCGCAGGAGCCGACCCAUCACGGCAUCCCACGCAUCGUCCUGAUGCAGCACUUCCAAAGCCUCUACCCCGAGCUGCGGCUCGUCCUCAGCGGCGAGAACCCGCACCCCGUCCUGGCCCUGGGCAUGGCCCGCCCCUUCCUGCUCGACGCCGUGCUCGCCGUCUCGGCCUCUCACCUGCGCCACCACCACGAGGCCCCCGAAAGCCGCCGACUGAGCCGCGUCACCGAGCACUUCCAGCAGGCGCUUGCCGUGCGGAGCUUCCGCGACGCGCUGCAGAGCCUCGCGCUCGACCAGCAAACGGCCGACGCCUUGGUGCUCGCGUGCAUGUUCCUCAACCUACUAACCUUUUCCUUCGCCGAGGAGGACCACCUGCGAGACACGUGGCUCUUCCGCCCCGACGACCCGGAGCGGCUGAGUUGGUUCUCGCUGCAGCUGGGGCUCAAGCCGCUGCUCGUGGCCACGGAGCACUACCGCGACGACACCAUUCUCGCGUGGAUGUACGCGGCGUCGGACGACGACAAGGGCACCUUCUACGGGGAGAAUCGGCACAUGGACCGCGUGCCCGCGCACUGGAUGACGUUCCUUGGCCUCGACCGCGAGGACCCACGCGGAGGCGGCGACGAGGAGGGAGACGACCUCCUGCGCGAGCCCGCGCGCAUGCUCGCCGAAGUCCACGACCUGGAGCCAAACGACGAGUCCUUCUUCCUCUACGUCAACUUUGUCGGCGCGCUGGACAUGGAAUAUCGGUUCCGCGACAUGCUCGAGACCGAGGACGAGCGCGCCGUGUGGCUGUUCGGGUACUGGCUCGGGCUCAUGUGCCGCUUCGGGUGGUGGUGGAUGCUGCUGCGUGUGGACCGCGAGUGGCGAGCCAUCUGUCUGUGGCUGAACCAGAGAGGCGUCAGAGACAGGCCGGGAGAGGAGGGCAGGAUCUGGCGGCUCUUGAUGCGCGACCUCGAGGCCGCGAAUCGAUGGCCAAGGCCCGGGCACGACUUGCCCACCAACGUGCACGAGAUUCAGGACACCACUGUAAUCGAAAUACCGUAAAUUCAAAAUAUGCCCGCU